CCAGUGGCGGCCGCGUUUAUAUGGGAGAGGAGCAGAGAGCCGCCGAGUUCCCGCAGUUCGCCCGCUGCUGUGCAGCCGCCGUCGCCGCCUCGGCCCGGCACCCGCCGUCCCGCCGGGAAGGAGUCGGGACCGUUUCGGAUCUCAAGCAGACGGCCCUCUCCUAUUUAGUCGUGGCUUUUCCAAACCCUCCGAGGAGAGCGGGAUCUUUCGGUCCUUCCUGUAUAUCCGACCAUUACAGGAUCUAGAAAUGUCGACGACACUUUUAUCUGCCUUCUACGACAUUGACUUCUUGUGCAAGACGGAGAAGUCCCUGAACAACCUCAGCAGCAUGCUAGACAAGAAAGCCGUGGGGACCCCGGUGACCCCUCCCAGCUCCAGCUUCGCGCCGGGCUUCCUGCGGCGGCACUCGACCAGCAACCUGACGGCGCUGGCCGGCGGCUCCAAGUUCCCCAGCCCUACCGGCUCCAGCUCUUCUUCCACAUCCUCCUCCUCGUCGUCGUCGUCCUCCUCCUCCUCGUUCGGCAAUCUGAAGGAGACGGGCUCCGGCGGAGGCGGCGGCAGCAGCAGCCCCACGGCCCUGCUCAACAAGGAGAACAAGUUCCGGGACCGCUCCUUCAGCGAGAACGGCGAACGCAGCCAGCACCUCAUGCAGCAGCUUCAGCAGCAGCAGCAGGCGGCCGGCAAGGGGAGCGGCUCCGGCGGCGGCGGCGGGGCCCCCAUCAACUCGACGCGCUACAAGACGGAGCUGUGCCGCCCCUUCGAGGAGAGCGGUGCCUGCAAGUACGGCGAGAAGUGCCAGUUCGCUCACGGCUUCCACGAGCUGCGCAGCCUCACCCGCCACCCCAAGUACAAGACCGAGCUCUGCCGCACCUUCCACACCAUCGGCUUCUGCCCCUACGGCCCGCGCUGCCACUUCAUCCACAACGCCGACGAGCGCCGCCCGGCGCCCGGCGGGGGCACGGCCGCCCCCCCGCCCGCCGUCGCGGCCGGGCCGCACCACCACCCGCACCACGCGGCCCCGCACCCCGCCGGCAGCACCGGCGACCUCCGCGCCUUCGCCCCCCGCGAGCACCCGCUGGGCGGCGGCGGCUUCGGGCACCCGCGCGGCGGCGGCGGCGAGCGGCCCAAGCUGCACCACAGCCUGAGCUUCUCCGGCUUCUCCGCCCACCACCACCACCAUCACCCUCCGCACCCCCACGGCACCGCCCCGCCGCCGCCGCCGCCCGGUGGCCGCCUGGACGCCGCCCUGCUGGAGAGCCCCGGCGGUUCGCGCACGCCGCCGCCGCCCGCCUCCGCCUCCUACUGCGAGGAGCUGCUCUCGCCGCCCUGCGCCAACAACGCUUUCGCCUUCUCGGGGCAGGAGCUGGGCAGCCUCAUCGCCCCCCUCGCCCUCCACACCCAGAACUUCGCCGCUGCCGCCGCCGCGGCCGCGGCCGCCGCCGCCUAUUACCGCUGCCAGCAGCAGCCGCCGCCGCCCGGCGGGGCCUGCCCGCCGCCCCCCGCCUCGCCGCCCUUCAGCUUCCAGCCCCUCCGCCGCCUCUCCGAGUCGCCCGUCUUCGACGCGCCGCCCAGCCCGCCAGACUCGCUCUCCGAUCGGGAGAGUUACCUGAGCGGCUCCCUCAGCUCCGGCUCCCUCAGCGGCUCCGAGUCGCCCAGCCUGGACUCGGGCCGCCGCCUGCCCAUCUUCAGCCGCCUCUCCAUCUCCGACGACUGAGGGAGGACGGGGCAGCGGCCGGGGGGGCCCCGCGGCGGCCCUGCAAGUAAGUUACCGAACGAAGAAAGCGAAACCUCUCCUUCCUCUCUAUUUUUGGUUGGUUUUAUUUUAUAUAUCUAUCUAUCUAUACACCGAGAGCUGAACAAAACGAGAAACAAAGCAUUUUGCAAAAGGGCAAAUGACACGAACUGAACAAACCUAUUUUUAUAGAGAGACCUUGGAAGAAGGGGAUUUUUGUUUCGGGGUUUUUUUGUUGUUGUCGUUCUUUGGAGACAAGUUAUGAUACGCACCAGCAGCAGCCAUUCCAUCUGUGUUCGAAAAAAAAUAAAAAAGCAUUAGAAAAGACAGCACCAGAAAGCAACAAACAAUCCGGGGAGCGCCGGUUCGCCAGCCCAGCUCCUCCAAUCCUGCAGACAUACAGAAAAAAAGUUACAAACUAGUUUGUCUUUCAAUCCAGUUCAAUUAAAAACACAGAACAUACUAAACCUAUAAGCUUUUUUUUUUUAGGAAAAAAAAAAAAGAAAAAUCCAACAUCCUGCCAAGAAUAUGCCUUGAUAACAACCUUCUUUUUUAUAUAUAUCUAUAUAUUAUUAUUAUAACAAAUGCUAAAACCUUCAUUCCAAAGUUUAAUAUUGGUUCCAUUGCCACCACUUAGUGGAUGUUUGGCUUUUAGAACAAUUUUUUGUUGUUGCUUUAUUUGGAAGCACUCAACUGAGUUUAGUUUGUAAUUGUUGGAGAAUAACUGCUGAUUUUUUUUAAAAUUUUUUUUAGCUGUUUGAGUUGAUUGCAUGUAUGAGUCACUGCACACAACUCAAUAUGAAACUAUUUAACUUAUUUAUUAUCUUGUGAAAAGUAUACAUUGGUAAUUUGUUCAUACUGUAUUUAUCGGGUAUGAUGAAAAGCAAUAGAUAUAUAUUCUUUUAUUAUGUUAAAUUAUGAUUUUCAUUAUUAAUCGGCAAAAUGUGGAGUGUGUUCUUUUCACAGUAAUAUAUGCCUUUUUGUAACUUUCACUUGGUUAUUUUAUUGUAAAUGAGUAAAAUUCUUAAUUUAAGAGAUGGUAUGUAAUAUUUAUUUCAUUAAUUUCUUUCUUUGUUUACGUAAAUCUGAAAGAUUGCAUGGUUUCUUUACAGAAAUCGGUCUCGAUGCUGUGGAAGUAGUUUGCGGAAUUUCUAUGGGUUUUUUUAGAAUGUAAAUGGUUGUAGCCCGUCCGAGUUGAAAAACGAGAGAAAAAAAAAAAGAAAAAAAAAAAAAGACUGACUUAGCAAUCAGACUUCAAAGUGGCAAAUCUAAUUCAGACUUGUUAAAAAUAACCAAAAAGUAUUUUUGUUGCCUAACUCCACGAAUCACACUGUGAUAUAGUCUCAAAGUAUGUAGCAAUAAUUGGGGGUCCCAGUAUUAUGUCUCACAGUGCCUUCUUGAGGGUCCAUGCUUGCCUUAAAUAUCUCUCAACCAAAUAAGUAUUUUUCCUAAUGCUUGAGAUAAUUUGAAUGUAGGGAUGGGUUUUAAGUACAGCAAAAUUUCGCCACUCUAUUUUAUAAGAACAGAGGCCAUCUUUGGAUCUGAAACUUUCUAUAAUACAGGAACAUAUCUUGUUUAUUGAAUUCCAAAACCUGUAUUUUUUUUUUCCUUAUGUAGAAAGUUGGGAGUUUUCCAAAAGUUUCCUGGACGGUGGAUGAAUGAGCAGUAGCUUAGUUUUGUUUGUACAUAGGUACAGAUUGAGCACUAUGUACUCUUUUGGACUACUUUAACAGAAGUAUGUUUUGAAUGUAACAAAAGGAUAAGUCAACUUGAGUUGUAAUAUAUUUUUCGGGAGUCAGUUCACUACAGAUUAUGUGAGACUGUAAACUUUGUACUGUAAAUGUUUUGUAGUUCUCCCAAUAAAAUUUUUUUGAAAAAAAAAAAAAAACCAAAAACAACAAUCCCAGUAACCCUUCAAAGUGCUGAAGCCCUGGCUGCCCGGCAGGAGUAUUUCUUGCUAAACACCACCACCCCCCAAUCACAGAUAUGUCUAGCUACAGAUUAACCAGUUUGCACUGCCACUCCAGCCCGCUCCUGCAGCUCUUGCUGGUCGGUGGCCAAAGUUAAUAAACGCUUCCAGAAGGUUCGGGAAUGUC
Molecule: messenger RNA, 3828 nt
Organism: Motacilla alba alba
Lineage: Eukaryota; Metazoa; Chordata; Aves; Passeriformes; Motacillidae
Gene: ZFP36L2
Product: ZFP36 ring finger protein like 2
Molecular function (GO): metal ion binding; mRNA binding
Source: RefSeq, a predicted model, not a curated record